UAUCAUUCAUAUAUUUUUUAUAUUAUAUAUAUACAUAUACAUAUAUAUUUCUGUUUCUACUAACAUUAUGGCUGCAGGAUCUUUUGUUACUUCUUCAGGUACCAAAUCGCAAUCUCGAUGCCCCCUUCAAGAACAAUACCUUCAACGUCGCAAUUCUCGCGAAAACUUGGAUAGGUUCAUACCGAAUAGAUCAGCUAUGGAUUUCGAUUAUGCACAUUACAUGUUAACGGAAGCGAAAAAAGGCAAGGAAAACCCAGUGAACUGCUCGCCGUCCAGGGAAGCGUACAGGAAGCUUUUGGCGGAAACCUUCAACAUGAACAGAACCAGGAUUCUUGCUUUCAAGAACAAGCCACCGACGCCCACUGAAGCGAUUCCUAGCGAUUGCUUUUCUUCUGUUCAGCAAUCGAAACCUGUGAAAGCGAGGAGAUACAUUCCGCAGACUUCGGAAAGAACAUUGGAUGCACCAGAUAUUAUAGAUGAUUAUUACUUGAAUCUGUUGGAUUGGGGAAGCAGCAAUGUUCUUGCAAUUGCUCUUGGAACAACAGUGUAUCUGUGGGAUGCUACUGAUGGUAAUACAUCAGAGCUUGUGACUGUAGAUGAUGAGAUUGGCCCAGUGACUAGUGUCAAAUGGGCACCUGAUGGACGUCACCUUUCAGUCGGUCUAAACAACGCAGAUGUCCAGCUUUGGGAUUCGACUGCUAAUAGAUUGUUGAGAACCAUCAGAGGAGGUCACCAAUCUCGGGUUGGUGCAUUAGACUGGAACAACCACAUUCUGACUACAGGAGGAAUGGACGGACGGAUUGUAAACAAUGAUGUUAGGAUCAGAUCACCCAUAGUUGAAACAUACACUGGCCACCACCAAGAAGUUUGCGGCUUGAAGUGGUCAGCCUCUGGUCAGCAAUUAGCCAGUGGUGGAAACGACAAUCUUCUUCACAUUUGGGACAAAUCCAUGGCGUCUACAAAUUCCCCAACUGAAUAUCUUCACAGGCUCGAGGAUCACACUGCAGCAGUGAAAGCCCUUGCUUGGUGCCCAUUCCAAGCUAAUCUUUUGGCUUCUGGAGGUGGUGGUGGUGACAAGUGUAUCAAGUUUUGGAACACACACACUGGUUCUUGCUUGAAUUCAGUGGACACAGGGUCACAAGUAUGUGCACUUUUAUGGAAUAAGAACGAACGUGAACUGCUGAGCUCACAUGGGUUUACACAGAACCAGCUGACAUUAUGGAAGUACCCUUCAAUGGUUAAGAUGGCUGAGCUUACUGGCCAUACUUCAAGAGUUCUUUUCAUGGCACAGAGCCCAGAUGGAUGUACAGUUGCAUCUGCUGCAGGAGACGAGACAUUGAGAUUCUGGAACGUUUUUGGGAGCCCUGCAGUGGCUGCUAAAGCUGCACCUAAAGCUACACCGGAACCAUUUGCAAAUGUGAGCCGUAUUCGUUAGCUCACUUGGAACAUUGUGGAGUACAAGGUGGACAGUAAAUAUACAGCGUAAAAAAGGCACAAGCUGUAGAGAUUUAUCCAUCUUUCUUUACAUAGAUGGACAGUAAAUAUCAAGUAUAUAUAAUUCAAACAAAAAGUAUAUAAAUGUGAGUAUUGUGAAUAUAUAUAUGGGAUGAAAUGAAGAAGCUUUUUGGAGGUAAAGAGAGCACCUUACAAAUGGCAGGAAGUCAAGAGGUGGUCGGUUCAGCAACAAAAGAUCAGCAAGAGUUUUUGGCUAGUUUCAUACACCCACAGAGAAAUUGAAGAAUCAGAUUGUGGAAGUCAUCAAAAACAUGGGAAUGCUUAGUUUACUGGAUAUAUAGUAGAGAAUAUGUAUUUUUGUCAUUAUUGAUUAGUAUGCUUGCUGAUUAAUAAAAAUUUUAACAAACAAGUAUAUAAAUGUUUUUUUUGUCAUUAUUGAUUAGUAUGCUUGCUGAUUAAUAAAAUUUUGAACAAAAAGUAUAUAAAUGUGAUGUUCUGAGUUAU
Molecule: messenger RNA, 1959 nt
Organism: Erigeron canadensis
Lineage: Eukaryota; Viridiplantae; Streptophyta; Magnoliopsida; Asterales; Asteraceae
Product: cell division cycle 20.2, cofactor of APC complex-like
Exons: 5
Coding region: 68-1435 (455 amino acids)
Biological process (GO): anaphase-promoting complex-dependent catabolic process; positive regulation of ubiquitin protein ligase activity; positive regulation of anaphase-promoting complex-dependent catabolic process
Cellular component (GO): anaphase-promoting complex
Molecular function (GO): protein binding; ubiquitin ligase activator activity; anaphase-promoting complex binding
Source: RefSeq, a predicted model, not a curated record